Molecule: messenger RNA, 1666 nt
Organism: Rhododendron vialii
Lineage: Eukaryota; Viridiplantae; Streptophyta; Magnoliopsida; Ericales; Ericaceae
Product: glycine-rich cell wall structural protein 1-like
Exons: 2
Coding region: 119-1642 (507 amino acids)
Source: RefSeq, a predicted model, not a curated record
CUCAAUCCCCUCUCUUUCUCUCUCUCUCUCUCUAACCAUUACACUACGUAUUGCAACAUGCAAGUUUCAGCUUAUAAAGAUACCAGGGAAAGGUGUCAAGUAUCGAAACUAGCACACCAUGGCUGCCAUAAAAUGGGUUUGCUUGGCCUUCAUGCUUCUGCUAAGCCUACGAGAAUGCCCUGCACAGAGGAUCCUGCGCACUGGUCGCGACUUCGCCCCCAUUGACCAAGUUCAAAUAGAUCCACCCAGAUCAGAAAGAAUAGAUCCACCAACUCUGCCCCCUUCCCCCUCUGAUAAUCCUGCUCUCAAAACUCCACCAAGUGCACGUAUUGAAUUUGGACAAGGAGGAGUGAGCACUCUUGGUGGCCGUGGAAGUGCUUUUGCCAAAGGUUGGGGUCGAGGCAGAGGUGGUGUCAGUCGAACCCGAGCCGGAGGCUUAAGGAAUGUUGGUGGGAGGAGAGGCGGCAGAAGAUGGGGUGUUGGCGGUGGCGUCGGACUUGUCCCUGGUUUUGGUGGCCCUUACAUCCCAGGUACGCCAGCUUAUGGAAGCAGGGGAGGUGGGGUUGGUACUGUAGGCAGCCCCGAUUAUGGUGACCCUUAUGUCCCAGGUACACCAACUCAUGGAAGCGGUGGUGAUGAUGGAGGUGGAGGUGGGGUCGGUACUGGAGGCAGCCCCGGUUAUGGUGACCCUUAUGUCCCAGGUACGCCAACUUAUGGAAGUGGAGGAGGAGGCGGAGUUGGUGUCGAAGGCAGCCCCGGUUAUGGUGGCCCUUACAUGCCAGGUACUCCAACUUAUGGAAGUGGAGGUGGAGGUAUCCCCGUUUACGAUGACCCUUAUGUCCCAGGUAUGCCAGGUUAUGGAACUGGUGGUGGAGGCGAAGGCGGAGAGGGAGUUGGUGUUGGAGGUAGCCCCGGUUAUGAUGGGCCUGAUGUGCCAGGUGUGCCAGCUUAUGGAACUGGUGGUGGUGAGGUUGGUGGUGGAGGUAGCCCCAAUUAUGAUGGCCCUUAUGCACCAGGUAUGCCAGCUUAUGAAACCGGUGGUGGAGGCGGAGGGGGAGUUGGUGGCCCUUAUGUGCCAGGUACUCCAACUUAUGGAAGUGGUGAUGGAGGUGGAGGUAGCCCCGGUUACGAUGGCCCUUAUGUACCAGGUAUGCCAGCUUAUGGAACCGGUGAUGGAGACAGAGGAGGUGGUGGUGGGGUUGGUGUAGGAGGUAGCCCCGAUUACAAUGGCCCUUAUGUGCCAGGUAUGCCAGCUUAUGGAACCGGUGGUGGAGGCAGAGGAGGUGGGGUAGGUAUUGGAGGUAGCCCCGAUUAUAGUGACCCUGAUGCCCCAGUAGACAGUGAUGGAGGGGGAGGGGUAGGUGGGGGUGGUUUUGGAGGUGGCAUCUGUUUCCCCUUGCCGAGACUAGCUUUUCCACCUUUCGACGAUCCUUUCCAUUGCUUACCUCUCAGUUGCUUCACCGGAAACAACAAAGCGUGCCAUAAACAGUGGUUUGGGAUAGGCUUCGACGCGCAAAUGUUUGACACCAACUAUGGAAGCAAUGACCAAGAAAGCCAUGACAAAAGUUCACCGGAAGACGAGACCAGUUCUCCUACAGGUGAAGUCAUUGGCGAGGAUGCCAUGGCUCCAGUGUCUAGCUAGCUAGGUAGCCCCACUGUUUAUGCA